AUGCAUCGCACCCAUGUCAGUGCGAAUUCAACAGAUCUGGCUUCAAGUAAGGCCACCCACGGACAACACAAGUACGGCAAGAAGGAUGCCUAA
Fusarium pseudograminearum CS3096 is the source of this 93-nucleotide messenger RNA. RefSeq lists its product as uncharacterized. The transcript is spliced from 2 exons. The record is from RefSeq and is a predicted model, not a curated record. NCBI's taxonomy places the organism in Eukaryota, Fungi, Ascomycota, Sordariomycetes, Hypocreales, Nectriaceae. The coding region runs from base 1 to 93 and encodes 30 amino acids.